Messenger RNA from Rubroshorea leprosula, 996 nucleotides. The record is from the annotation of a GenBank genome assembly. NCBI's taxonomy places the organism in Eukaryota, Viridiplantae, Streptophyta, Magnoliopsida, Malvales, Dipterocarpaceae.
AAGAUGCCAUUUUUAAGUACCCAGAAGGGCUGAUAGAGAGCAGGGGUAGCGGAGAUGGGUAGCUACAGGGUCUGCGUCUUCUUCACCAGAAAGUUUAGGAUCGUCGAGCCAGAGCCGCCGGAGGAUGUCAAAGAUGCCUUCAGAGAGUACGCCGAGGGUGGCAAGUACAUGACAGCCGUGCAGCUGCAGCGGUUCUUGGUGGAUUUUCAGGGUGAAGUCGGAGCUUCACUAGCCCACGCUGAGCAGAUCGUGAAACAGGCGUUGCAGAGGCAUCAUAUUACCAAGUUCGCCAGGCAUAAUCUUCACCUUGAGGAUUUUCAUCAUUACCUAUUCUCAGCGGAUCUUAACUCGCCAAUUGGUGAUCAGGUGCUCUGUGUUUUUCUUCUCAGUUCAUCCAAAUGCAUGUUUAGAUCCAAUGGAGGGUGUGGUUAUCUAAAAAAGCCAGAACUUUUGAUGAAUGUUGGCCCUGAUGGUCAGGUCUUUGAUCCAAAAGCAGAAUUGAAGGUGCAGAAAACAUUAAAGGUAAAAGUAUACAUGGGAGAUGGGUGGCAUUUAGAUUUUAAACAAACACACUUUGAUUCAUAUUCCCCACCAGACUUCUUUACGAGGGUUGGCAUAGAAGGAGUGCCAGCUGAUAAGAAAAUGUUUGAAACAAAGAUAAAGGAAGACAAGUGGAGUCCUGUUUGGGAUGAAGAGUUUAAAUUUGAGUUGACUGUUCCUGAACUGGCAUUGCUUCGAGUUGAAGUCCUUGAUUAUGACAUGUCUGAAACCAAUGAUUUUGGUGGCCAAACUUGUUUGCUUGUCUCGGAACUAAAGCAGGGAAUUCGAGCAGUACCCCUCUAUUAUAAGAAGGGAGAGAAGUUGAACAAUGCAAGGCUUCUCAUGCGCUUUGAUUUUGUCUGAGAUUGUUGAUGUUUUGUCCUGUGUAUUUAUGUGUUAUUAUUAGUCUUUUCCACCACUAUUCCUCUGCGACAGGAGUAAAGGUGCAAAUAAGGA